Molecule: messenger RNA, 2206 nt
Organism: Carassius gibelio (silver crucian carp)
Lineage: Eukaryota; Metazoa; Chordata; Actinopteri; Cypriniformes; Cyprinidae
Gene: pmelb
Product: premelanosome protein b
Exons: 12
Biological process (GO): melanosome organization
Cellular component (GO): melanosome
Source: RefSeq, a predicted model, not a curated record
AUUAAGAGCGAUGCCUCUGAGACUGAAAUUCAUUAAGGUCCCAACAACAAGGGACGCAAUGAAGUUACUCUUAAGAAUCCUGAGUGUGACAUGUUUGUCUGUGGCCUUAACAAGACAAGUUGACAGAAGCAACUCAAAAUCAAGAUUCAGUCAUCAUCAGACAUGGAAUACAAAACGGUUCCCAGUGUGGAAAGAUGGAGACCCACGCUAUAAAAACAGCUGGACGGGUGGACAACUGAAGUUUGAAGUCAGAAAUGAUGCACCCACCUUGACCGGUGCCAAAAUCACCUUCACCAUUGACAUUGUGUUCCCUCACAACCAGAAGGUCUUGCCAGAUGGAAAAGUUGUUUGGGCAAAAAACUGCACAAUCAGUGGCACACAGUUCCAUGAGGGUGAGCCUGUCUAUCCUGAGGAGAACUCUGUAGAUGAAUGGAACGCUGUGUUCUCUGAUGUUCCUCUCUUUUCUAGACAAGGGGACAAGCAACCUUCCUAUGUGUUUGUAUGGAAAACGUGGGGUAAAUACUGGCAGGUGUGCGACGGGCCUUCCUCAUCACUGACCAUCGGCACUGAUAAUGUUCCUCUUGGCUCUUACAUGAUGGAUGUUGUCAUUUAUCACUGCAGGCAUAAAGAUAAAUUCAUCCCUGUUGGAUAUGCAUCCACACAGUUCAGUAUCACCAACCAGAUUCCCUUUGCGGUUUCCCUGAUGCAGGUAAAUGACAAAGAUGAAGGCGAUCAGAAAUUCAUCCAGAACAGAGCAGUGGCCUUCAGCAUCACCCUUCACGACCCCAGCCAAUACCUGAGCAAAUCAGACGUGACUUUUAACUGGAGCUUCGGGGAUGGCAGUGGCACUGUAAUCUCCAGGGAACUCACCGUCACACACACUUACACUGCCGCUGGAGCUUUCAAGCCCCAAGUUGUCGUACAAGCAGUUAUUCCGGAUUCCUCUUGUGCCACUCCACCAACCCUUCCCACUGAGGCCCGUCCCACCACCAACACCCUCACCUCUGAGAUUCCCAUCCACCCUACUGAACACAUCACUGCAGAUCAUGCUACCAGUCAGUCUUCAGCUCCCAUUCAGAAAUCCACGCCAGCAUCUACAAUGAAGACUAUUCCACCCGCACCUACAAAUGGAGUUGAAACAGGAUCCAGCCUUGAGAAGGUCUUUGAUCUUAGAUCUGCAUCUGAGAUGUCUGAAGCUUUGAAAACUGCGACAAAGACAACACUGGAGGCAGCUGCCUCUGACAUGGAGGUGAUGAUGGAGGAAGACUACAUUGAAAGCCAGGCCUAUGUAUCAAUAAUAAAACGUCAGGCUCCAAACACAAAUGACUGUGUGAUUUACCGCUACGGAUCCUUCUCAACUGAUAUUGAGAUUGUUGAGUAAUCUACAUUUGUAUCCUCAUAGGGGAUUGAAAGUGUGCAGAUCAUCCGGGUGACUGUAGCUGACGAUUUUCUGCAAACACAGAUGGAGCAGAAUGCUGUUGAUUUCACUGUUUCCUGCCAAGGAAGCCUCCCCACUGAAGUGUGCACUGUAGUAUCAGAUGCAGACUGCCAUGUGCCAGUUACAACCAUUUGCAAUGCUGUGAACCCCUCCUCAGACUGUCAACUCAUCCUUCGCCACUUCUUCAGUGACUCUGGGAUCUUCUGUGUCAAUGUGUCCAUGAUGAAUGAUGUCAGUCUCGCAGUCACGAAUGCCAGGGUUAAUAUUAACAUAACAGGAUCCAGGUUGACAUCUGCAGAUGCCGCUGCCCUAUUGUUGGGCAUCCUGACUGUUGUAUCAGCAAUGGGUGCUGUGGUUUUUGCAUAUAAAUGUCUUAAAGGGUACCAAAGGCUGACUGAGGAUGCUAUUACAUGCCAAUCCAAAGACACUAGCAUGAGCUCAAUGCCAGUGCCCUUCUGGAGCCUGAUGAUUCAGCAGAGAGUGGAUCAAAAAAAAGGAGUUGUGUGAAUUUUGUUCAUAAUUCAAAUUUAAAAUAAUGUUACAUCAGCACUAUUUUGAAUAGCGUAAAAGCAUUUAAACCUUUUUUUAAAUGAGAUUUUGUAUUCUUUUACACACAUAUUUGAACCCAAAUCCUUUUCCUACAAAGGCAUGUUUUACAUUACAUUACUGGUUGGCAUUACAUUGCCUUAAAUUCUACUUUAAAGAGAAAAGUUGGGCCAACCAGCAUUUUUAAAGCAAUUAAAUAAAAUAUCACAAAAGCUGCUAUUA